AUGCUACACACAAUGACUUAUUUGGAAAUAUUCAAGGCUGUUAAUGUCUAUCAGCAAGCUCCAGAUGUUGAUACAUUUCAAUUUAACCCCCAGCUCAAAAGUCUGACAUUAUCAAACACCGAUAUGUCUGAUUUGAAACCUGAGCUUUUUCGACCAAUCCAAAACCUGCAGAGCUUAGAUCUUUCUGACUCGAAGCUGAGGUCUCUAAAUUUUCUGGCGCAUGCUAAUCUUUCUGCACUCAGAUAUCUGAAACUGACCAACAAUGAGAUUCUUACAAUCAAUGAGACUUUCUUCACUUCUCUCCCCUCUCUAACAUACUUGGACUUGAGCAAUAACCAGUUCACCUGUGACUGCUCAAAUGCACUUUUUAUUAUAUGGGUAAAGGACAACAAGCAAACACAGGUAGUAAAUGCUCAUCAGUAUGAAUGCUCCUUUCCUCCAAAUAAACAAGGCACAUUGUUGCUAGAUUUUCAGGUUCAAUCAUGCUGGGAGGACCCCGGCUUUUUCUGCUUCAUCUUCAGCACUUGUCUCGUUGUUCUAACUCUCCUUGCAUCCUUGCUCUACCGCUUCCUGAGGCAGCGACUGAUCUACACAUUUCAACGCUUCCUGGCCUUCCUCUACGACACCAGGAAGAGAACGAAUAGAGACUCUUAUCAAUACGAUGCCUUUGUGUCUUACAAUGCUCACAAUGAGGAAUGGGUUUACAAAGAGAUGCUUCCGGUGUUGGAGGGAGAGCAGGGCUGGAAACUUUGUCUACAUCAUAGAGACUUCCAACCAGGUAAACCUAUCAUAGAAAACAUCACAGAUGCAAUCUAUGGCAGCAGGAAGACCAUCUGUGUGAUCAGCCGCCACUACCUCAAGAGUGAAUGGUGCUCAAGUGAGAUUCAAAUGGCAAGUUUUCGACUGUUUGAUGAGCAGAAGAAUGUGCUGAUCCUGCUGUUUUUGGAGGACAUCCCUUCUAAUCAUCUGUCUCUGUAUUAUGGUGUGAGACAGCUGGUAAAGAAAUGCACCUACCUAAGCUGGCCUAAGACUGUGCAGCACCCAGGAGUCUUCUGGCAGAACGUCAUGAGAGCGCUGCAAGCAGGGGACAGGGUUACCUAGGGCUCAGAUUUGCUGAGUAGA
This is a messenger RNA of Cyprinodon variegatus (sheepshead minnow), 1122 nucleotides long. Its product is annotated as toll-like receptor 13. Lineage: Eukaryota; Metazoa; Chordata; Actinopteri; Cyprinodontiformes; Cyprinodontidae. Gene Ontology annotation, cellular component: membrane. The record is from RefSeq and is a predicted model, not a curated record. Gene Ontology annotation, molecular function: protein binding; transmembrane signaling receptor activity. The coding region runs from base 1 to 1101 and encodes 366 amino acids. Gene Ontology annotation, biological process: inflammatory response; immune response; toll-like receptor signaling pathway. The transcript has 3 exons.